Leucoraja erinaceus (little skate) is the source of this 1226-nucleotide messenger RNA. RefSeq names its product mediator complex subunit 31 (gene med31). The coding region runs from base 246 to 584 and encodes 112 amino acids. Gene Ontology annotation, cellular component: mediator complex; core mediator complex. Gene Ontology annotation, biological process: regulation of transcription by RNA polymerase II. The transcript has 4 exons. Gene Ontology annotation, molecular function: transcription coregulator activity. The record is from RefSeq and is a predicted model, not a curated record. Lineage: Eukaryota; Metazoa; Chordata; Chondrichthyes; Rajiformes; Rajidae.
CGUGCGUCACUUCCCGUGAGUGGUGGUGAGGACGGGGGUUGCGCCCGUUCCGCCGACUGACCGCUUCAACUUCUCGCCGGUCUCACGGGCCGCUUCAGGCGGUGGGGGCGGGGGCAGCUCCGGUCGGCAGCACAGUCGGGCGCGGAGGCUGCGGGUCUGGUGGAGGCGCGAGGCCGGCGGAGGGACGAUGGCCGCGGUCUUCCAGCUCCCUGGAGACAGAGGAACAGGCGAAGCUGCGAUUCCAGAUGGAGCUGGAGUUUGUUCAGUGUCUGGCGAACCCUAACUACCUAAACUUCUUGGCGCAGAGGGGUUACUUCAGAGACCGCACGUUUGUCAACUACUUCAAAUACCUCCUGUACUGGAAGGAGCCCGAGUACGCCAGGUACCUGAAGUACCCCCAGUGUCUCCACAUGUUGGAGCUGCUUCAGUACGAGCACUUCCGCAAGGAGCUGGUCAACGCCCAGUGCGCCAAGUUCAUCGAUGAGCAGCAGCUGCUGCACUGGCAGCAUUACUCCCGCAAGCGUGCGCGGCUGCAGCAGGCCCUGGCUGAGCAGCAGCAGCAGAACAACGCCUCCAGCAAGUGAGGGCCCAGCGGGCCAGCCAGCCGGGUCAGCGGGGGGAGGGCACCCACAGCCUGGCCAAUGGCUCUGCGGCACAUGGACAGAGACAGCAUGGAGCAGGGGCCCCGGGCAGGAGGGCCCCUCCGCGGAUAUUUAUAAACCAGUCGGACUUGUGCAGUGAUUGAAGUGCUAGAAUCUGCGGUCUGCUUCCUGUGGCCAUCGGCUGGAUUCACUGUUGAGAGUCUACACCAAUAGGAUGAACAUCUCUUCAGAACCUGUAGAACUUGUCCGGUUACCCAGUUGGGAACCCAGAAAUGUUAGUCAUUUGUAGACGGAAUUGGAGGAGUCAAAAAAGAGUUCCUGGAUUUCAGUCUGUUGUGAAAGUCUACAUCCAGCAACAACUCACGUCUGCCUGUCCAGCCCAGUCCUGCACUAUCGUUGCAUAACAUGGAUACAGUACUGGUGGGGACGGGUCUGACACUGUAAAACACUGGGAUACAGUACUGGUGGGGAUGGGUGUCAGUGUAUCAGUGAGGGCCUGUGGUCAGGAUUCCCCUGUGACUCCCAGUGCAGCAUUGGCAGUGACUGGGCCAGCAGCGGCAGAUGUGUUGGGUUAUUUUGUAAAUUAUCGCAGAUUUGUCUAUAAAUCAUUUGUGAUUGAUACAA